Molecule: messenger RNA, 1815 nt
Organism: Ambispora gerdemannii
Lineage: Eukaryota; Fungi; Glomeromycota; Glomeromycetes; Archaeosporales; Ambisporaceae
Source: the annotation of a GenBank genome assembly
AUGAAUUCACCAACGGACACCGGCAAUGUUGAAAUGUGGAGUGACCAAGAUGAACUGUUCGAACAGGAUGACAUUCUAACCGAAGAUCAAGAAAUUGGCACCCUUUCGUUUUCUUCUGUUGCAUCAAGCGUAAAGGCUGUUUUGUUUGAUGUCUCUUCUUACUGGGGAAAGAAAUUCUAUGACUCCGUUAUUCGUCCGCAAAAUCCUCAAGCUGAAUUUAAACGUCAACUUGCACUCGCUGAAAACUAUGAGCAAUGGGCUGCUGCUGCUACUGAGUUGGAUCGUCUACAAGGAAAGGAUGUAUGGAAACUUAACCCUGCUUCAGAUGACUACGAUUAUGACUUACUGCAAGGGCGUUUGUUACAACUCCAACGAGUACGAAAAUCUGGGGAUUUAGCAUAUAUGAUAUUUCUGUUGCGUACAUCACUGGCUAGGAAUUUGGGAGACAUGGGUCAGCCAAAGUUAUAUGCAUAUACAAAUAUCGGAACCAAAAAACUUAUAGAAAUCUACAUACAAGAAGUUGUAAAGCAUCUGAAUCUUAUUUGUGAUACACCGUCAGAAGAAAUUACUACCAAAGCAAAAUUAGAAUUUUUUACCAAUAUUAGGCAGUCGUUUGGUAGAACAGCACUUUUAUUGAGUGGAGGGGCUAUUUUUGGACUCACCCAUCUUGGUGUAAUAAAAAGUUUGUAUGAAUGCAAACUCUUGCCUCGCAUUAUUUCUGGAGCUUCUAGUGGCUCGAUUAUUGCAGCCCUCGUGUGCACGAAAACUGAUGCUGAGAUACCGCAUUUUCUUGCACAUGCCUCUUCAGUGAAUUUGGAAACAUUUGAAAAAUCCUCCGAUCCAGACACAUGGUUGAAGCGAUUGACCAGAUUGCUAAAACAGGGUGUGCUCUUUGAUGUUGAGAUUCUUCGAGAAUGCAUGCGUGAAAAUAUCGGAGAUAUGACUUUUCAUGAAGCAUACAAUCGUACAAGGAGGAUUUUGAAUAUAACUGUCAGCUCUUCUACAGUAUACGAAAUGCCACGACUACUUAAUUAUUUAACAGCUCCUAAUGUGUUGAUUUGGUCGGCAGUUUCAGCGUCGUGUUCAGUCCCUUUGGUAUAUAGUUCGGCGCCCUUAAUGGCAAAAGAUAAAACAGGAAAAAUUGUUCCGUGGAAUCCUGAAGGUCAUCGCUGGAUUGAUGGCUCAGUAGAAAACGAUUUACCAAUGAAUAAAUUAUCUGAACUAUUUAAUGUCAACCAUUUUAUUGUGUGUCAAGUAAAUCCACACGUUAUUCCUUUCUUGCAGACUAGUCUGAUUCCGUCCUUCAUAAAUCGCUUUGUUGGAUGGCUCUUAUUCUUGGCCAUUUCCGAACUGCAGCAUCGACUUAUGCAGUUAAGUGAAUUUGGAAUUAUGACGAGUCUCAUAUACCGAUUACAGGCAAUGAUGUCACAGCGUUACUAUGGCGAUAUUACAAUAGUGCCGCACAUAUCUUAUGCUGGCUUUCUGAAUCUUUUAUCUAAUCCGUCUCCACAAUUGGUGGAAGAUGCGACGUUACGAGGGGAAAGAGCCACUUGGCCUAAAAUGUCAAUAAUCCGUAAUCACUGUCACAUAGAACUCACGCUAGACGAGAUAAUUUAUCGAUUACGGUUGAUUCAAUUAAACGAUUCGCUGGCAACGCUCAAUACUGGUGGUGGUCUUGAUGAUCUUGAUCUUGAAACUCAUCCGGGAAAUUUUUCGGAUGGUAGUAGUGCCGGUGGUAAAUGUGGUCGUCGUGGUGAACAGCGUCCUAAACAAAAAAUUGUCCCGCAAUCGUUGUCAAUUUCUAAACUUGAGUGA